UCCGCAGCUGGCUUCGUAGCUCUGAAGCUAAAGGAGAGCGCUGCACAAGCUAGCGCGCGCUAACGCUAGCUAAACUGAGGGAGUCCGUAACGCUGGACGGCUAACGGUGCAUUCACCGAAGACGGCAGCUCAGAGGAGGAACUAUUGGCGCUACAGCUACAGGAUAUGUGACACGUUAGCCGCACAGACAAGUCUCCGAUGACACUGCUGUAAAAUUACAGGCCACGGGCAAAGAUGUACACAUCCUUCCCUUGGUUUCCCGUGAAUCUCACCUGGAGUGGGAGGGUUUUGUGAAGAAGGCGAGAGGAGGAAGGAAGAUACGUGGACUGUAAACCGGAGUCAUGAAUCUCCAUCAGGUCCUCACGGGGGCUGUCAACCCGGGGGACAACUGUUUCUCUGUCGGGAGCGUCAACAAUGUGCCAUUCACGGCCUAUGCAUCAGGUUGCGAUGUGGUGAUUUUGGGCAGUGAUUUUGAGCGACUGCAGAUCAUCCCAGGGGCGAAGCAUGGCAACAUCCAGGUCGGCUGUGUCGACUGCUCGCUGCAGGGUGGACAGAUUGCAGCUUCCUAUGGAAGCAUCGUGUGUGUCUUUGAGCCUGUUCAGCACCCGGAUCAGAAGGACACCUCGUUGACUAAAUUGAACUGCCAAUGGCAGAAGACUGGUCAGUUUGUAUUACAGUCUAUGGUACGGAACCUGGCCUGGCACCCCACAGGCAGCACUCUCCUGACAGGCUCUAAUAGCCUCCAGUUGUGGUCUAAUGCUAAUGGAGUCAAAGAUGAAGCUGAAGAAACGGAGCAGCAGACAAAAAUGACCAUCAGAGACUCUCGCUCUGCCUGGAGGUGCAUCUGGGAGAGCAAGACCGCGUCUUCAGUCAGUCUAAUGAAGUUCUCUCCCGACGGGGAAUUCUUUGCCACGGCUGGGCAGGAUGACUGCCUAGUAAAGGUCUGGUACAGCACCAGUAAGUGGAAGUCAGGUGUUUCCAGACUUUUUACACCUCCAGACCCCAGUGUGACUGUCCAGGGCGAGCUGGCCUUCUCCUUCGUCUACCUGGCCCAUCCCCGCUCUGUGACUGGUUUCUCUUGGAGGAAGACCAGCAAGUACAUGCCACGAGGUGCAGUGUGCAAUGUUCUGCUCACCUGCUGUAAGGACAGCGUGUGUCGGCUCUGGGCAGAGACGCUGUUGCCAGGUGACAGCCUCCUCUCCGGUCACCAUAACAACCACACUUCUGGCCAACACGGCGAAAUGCAGAAAUGUGCCGGGCCCUCGAGGAAAAGCACCUGCAAUGGGAAGACACAAGGACGAACAGCACAAGAAUUGAAUUUUCAAGAGUCGUGGCACUCCUCCUUUCACCGGGACAUACCUCUGCCCUCUCUGACCGGCUGCCUGCCUCACCACCAGAGCCGACACUAUAACCACAAGAGGAGCAGCAACAACAUACCCCAUGCCAACGCUCUCUGCCACUUCCACAUCGCUGCCAGCAUCAACCCUGCCACAGACAUUCCUCUACUGCCCUCCAUCUCCUCUCUGAACGCUACGGACGACGAGGAACCCGGGGGUCCGUUUACUGUCCACUGGCUCAACAACAAAGAGCUUCAUUUCACUUUAGCCAUGGAGGUCUUCCUGCAGCAGCUCAGAGGGAGUCUGGAACAGCAGAAUGAAUGCUCUAAUGAAGACCCCGAGGAUGAAGAUAACUUUGAAGACGAUAAUAGCAGCAGGCCAAGUGACCCCCAAGGACUGGAGGCUGUGGAGCUUCCUCUGGCGGCGGUGGAGCACCAGGUGGAUGUGCUAUUAGAGGAGUGGAACAAAGGGGCCGACAUGCUGUUCAGCAUUCAUCCCAUGGACGGCUCUUUGUUGGUCUGGCAUGUGGACUGGUUGGAUGAAUAUCAGCCGGGCAUGUUCAGGCAAGCUCAGGUGUCGUUUGUGUCCCGUAUCCCUGUAGCGUUCCCCACAGGGGACGCCAUCUCCCUGAGCCACAGUGUGGUUAUGUAUGCCUGUAACAAGAAUGUGGAUCUGGCUAUCCAACAUGGCAGACAGCGACCACCCGGGAGCACGCUGCCUCAAACCAAAUCUGCCCUAAUAAGCUAUGGAGGUCAUGGAAAAGCUGCAGCCAGCAGUAGUCUUCGACUAAGCAUUUUCACCCCCAAUGUGCUUAUGAUCUCCAAACAUGCUGAUGGCUCUCUAAAUCAGUGGGCAGUCAGCUUCGCAGAGGACUCUGCUUUCUCCACUGUGCUCAGUGUCUCUCACAAGUCACGGUACUGUGGCCACCGCUUCCACCUCAAUGACCUGGCCUGUCACUCAUUGCUCCCUCUCCUCCUCACCACCUCACACCACAAUGCCUUGAGGACGCCAGACGCAGACAACAUCCUGGCUCCUCCGGAAGCCUGCCCCUCUGGCUUCUCUCAUACCACAUCUCUGUCCCGCGGGUCACGGCCCAGUCGGGUGUCCCUGGGUGCAGUCUCCCAGGAUCCCAAUGCAAUUUACAGUGAGCUGAUUUUGUGGAGAGUGGACCCCGUCGGCCCACUGUCUUUGUCAGGCGGGGUCUCGGAGCUAGCGAGAAUCAAUUCUCUCCAUGCAUCAGCGUUCGCUAAUGUAGCCUGGCUACCCACGCUCAUACCCAGCAGCUGUUUGGGUGCAUACUGCAACUCUCCCAGCGCCUGCUUUGUGGCAAGUGACGGUCUGUCACUCAGGCUCUAUCAGGCUGUGAUUGAAGCUAAGAAACUCCUGAGUGAGCUCUCCAAUCCUGAGAUAUCGAAAUCCGUCGGGGAGGUGUUCAACAUCAUCAGUCAGCAGUCCACGGCAAAGCCAGGGUGUAUUAUCGAGCUGGAUGCCAUCACUGACUUUCAGGGGAAGGAGACCCAGCUCCUGCAUGUGUUCGAGGAGGAUCUGAUCCUCGGCAGUGAGAGAACAGAUGCCACACAAGAAACUCCUGAUCCUCCUCAUAAUGCCUCCAGUCAGCCGGCUUUCUCAGCGCGUUUUUUCCUGGUGGUGGUAGAAUUAACCCCAACAGGUCGCUCGGUCCUGCACAUGUGGCAUCUCCAUCUCGCUGCUCGGCCCGUCGCCAUGGAAGAAACCCAGACAAAGAAGGAUACCACCACAGCUUCUCCUGUGAACAGCUCGAAGUUUAUCUUUGACACAGUCAGCUCUCCAAUAACUCAGAAGAGUAAAUCCUGCACUUCCAAUCUGCAGAGCGCCUGUCGCCUCAGCCUCACAACACACAGGCUGUACAGUCAAGAGAUGGCUCUUCCAGAGGGGGUGGAAGCCAUCAGUGUCACUCCCUCAGCAGAUCACUUGAGUUCAUCCUGUUCUCUGCCAGCUGGCCGUGUGCCUUACCUCCUCGCUACUUCCUGCUCUGAUGGAAAGGUGCGCUUCUUCAGGUGCAAUGUUGAGACGCCGGAGCCCUGCAGUUUGAACAACUUGGUGUACCAGUGGGAGGAGUGGCCCCUCCUGGUGGAGGAGAGAUUUCCCAGCAGCAGCGCAGUCAGUGUGCCAGGUCUCCCCGUAGAGGUGAGCUGCUGCCACACUGGACGGAUUGCAGUUGCCUACAGGCAGAUACCGAACACACCUCUACCCGCAACACCUCAUCUUCACUCUCAUGGACUGCUGGCUUCUCCGCCUACCUUGGCAUCCUCCCCCUUUGUACACUACAGCACCAACAACACCCUCUUGACCCCAACGCUCACGGUACAGCACAGUCCAAAUCUCACUUUAAGCCCGAACCCAGCGAACACUAGAGAGCCACUGGUCCACAUCGGCAUCUUCCAGUGUGAGUCUACUGGUGGUUCACAGUGGAUUCUAGAGCAGACCAUCGUCUUGGACAGCACAGACCCAACAGCUAGCUAUGCUGUUAGCAAUAUGACUGGAAGUACCGAUAUUCCAAGUAACAUCGACUUCUCAAUUCCUAACGAGAACUGUCUUGGUUCUACUAGUAAGAGCCUGGUUCACUUGGACUGGGUUUCCCAAGAGGAUGGAUCACAUGUUCUGACUGUUGGCAUUGGGACAAAGAUUUAUAUGUAUGGCCGUCUGGCUGGGAAGCCUCCAGAACUGGGUCUGUCUUCUGAUGCCACGAGAGACCAAAGCUUGUCUCGCCUGGUUCUGCUUCGAUCGGUCAAUCUGGUCUCCUCUGUUGAAGGCUCAUUGCCAAUCCCAGUUUCCCUCUCCUGGGUACGAGAUGGAAUCCUGGUGGUUGGCAUGGACUGUGAGAUGCACGUCUACUCUCAGUGGCAGCCGCCAGCACCACCCAAACCUAAUGUCACAGUUGCCCAAGACACAGACAUCAGCAGCAGCAUUUCCUCCAUAGUCUCAGCAGUCAGACAGUGCCAGGAGGAGGGUCUCAGCCCUGCGGCCCCCAACGCUUUACUGGCCCCUCCAAAAAAGGCCCUGACGAGGUCAAUGAUGAGCCUAGCUCAGAAACUCAGUGGGAAGAGAACAGCUUAUGACCUGCCUGUAGAGAUGGAGGAUUCUGGGCUUUUUGAAGCAGCUCACCAACUCUUUCCCACCCUACCCCAGUACCAUCCUGUACAGUUACUGGAGCUUAUGGACCUCGGGAAGGUUCACCGUGCGAAAGCCAUUCUCUCCCACCUGGUGAAGUGCAUUGCUGGUGAAAUUGUGCCACUUAAAGACAACACCGCCAAUCCAGAGAAACGUGUGCGCUCCCGAACCAUCAGCGCCGGCGGCAGCACAGCCAGGGACCGCAAGAUGUUCGGCAAAGCAGAGGGCUCCGCCACCGAUUACACGGAGAUCAGCUCCGUCCCUCCCCUGCCUCUGUACGCCCUUCUGGCCGCUGAUGAGGACACACCAAAUCCUGAUAAAGUAGGCAGCGUGAGUGGAGACAGCGGGCACGGUUCCAGCCAUACGGAUGCUUACGAUGAGCUCUUUCAUACGCCCAACAUGGUCGACCUGGACCCCCUGGACAGCGAGCAAGAGGAAGCGGGGAAUAAGGUUAUAGACCUAUCCCAGUACAGUCCUACAUACUUUGGUCCAGAACAUGCCCAGGUUCUGUCCAGCCACCUCCUCCACUCCAGUUUGCCAGGUCUAACUCGGAUGGAGCAGAUGUCGCUCAUGGCGCUCGCCGACACAAUCGCUACCACAAGUACAGACCUCAAGGACUGCCAGGGGAAGAGCAAGGGCGGAGAGACACUGGAUGAGUGUGGUUUGAAGUUCUUGCUGGCUGUCAGACUCCAUACCUUCCUCUCUACCUCCGUGCCUCCAGCACACCGAGUACAGCUGCUACAGCAAGGCCUGUCAACGUGUCAUUAUGCCUGGGCCUUCCACUCUGACGCCGAGGAGGAGCUGCUGAACAUGCUGCCUGCCCUCCAGAAGGGAGAGCCCACCUGGCCGGAGCUGCGCUCCAUGGGAGUGGGCUGGUGGCUGCGCAGCACCAACAAGCUACGCAGGUGCAUUGAGAAGGUUGCCAAGGCAUCUUUUCAGAGAAACAAUGAUCCUCUGGAUGCAGCUAUAUUCUACCUUGCAUUGAAAAAGAAGGCGGUGGUUUGGGGAUUGUACAGGUCUCAGAAGAAUGUGAAAAUGACAGAGUUUUUUCGCAACAACUUCAGCGAGGAUCGGUGGAGGAAAGCAGCCUUGAAAAAUGCUUUUUCUCUGCUGGGAAAGCAGCGGUUCCAGCAUUCUGCAGCCUUCUUCCUUCUAGCCGGCUCCCUUAAGGAUGCUGUGGAGGUGUGUUUAGAGAAAAUGCAGGACCUCCAGCUGGCCCUGGUGAUCUCCAGAUUGUAUGAGUCUGAGUUUGAGACUGCAUCCACCUACAAAAAGAUCCUUCAGAGACAUGUUUUGGGACACGACAAACAGAUUCCUGCCCACAAGGACCCAUUUUUGAGGAGCAUGGCUCAUUGGGUCUUGGAAGACUACAGCAGAGCCUUGGACACGCUACUUGAGCAGCCUGCUAACAGCAGCAGCUCUCGGCCCACUGAGAGCAAAUAUGACACUGGUUCUUCUGUGUCGACAUGCAACCCUGAGGUUUUCAACUUUUACACCUAUCUCCGCACCCACCCGCUCCUCCUCCGCCGGCAUUUUGGCUCCUCAGACAAAGCUAAAGUUGGCCUGACUGCUGAGGGUCGCAGGGCUGACUCCAUAAGCCUGGAUGAGAGAAGACUGUUUUUCACAGCUGCAUAUGCACACCUACACGCUGGCUGCCCCAUGUUAGCACUUGAAGUCCUCUCCAAGAUGCCCAAAGUCCGCAAGCAUUCCAAACUCCCCGACCAGGGGGAUGCAGGCACAGCCGCUGAACUCAGCGUUGGCAGUAGGAGUGCAUCAGAGCCGGAUUGGUCUCAGCCAGCGCUGAACGGCUACGAGUCAGACGGGAACAGCUUGUCCAACAGCCAGUCAGAUUCAGUGCUAAGUUUUGACUGGAGCCAGCCGUCACUGACACUUCCAGACGAGCCCCUGGAGCUGAAGUGGGACAGCGACAAAGAUGAUGGAGACAAUGACGAUGACGACGAUGCGGAUGAAGACGAAACAAAAAAUGGUAAGAGCGGUAAAACGGCAGACAGCAGCAGCGUGUUCCAGGACGCGCAGGAGGCCACGCCGGCUGCAGGAGAAGACCCCGAGGACAGCAGUGACUUCAUUGCACCAUCUGAUGAUAUCUUGGUGGCUCAGCUGAAGUUUACUGCCUGCUUAAAGAUUAUGACCAACGAGCUCCGGACGCUGUCGACGGGCUACGAACUGGACGGAGGGAAGCUGCGUUAUCAGCUCUACCAGUGGUUAGAGAGAGAGGUGGUGGCUCUCCAGCAUUGCUGCAGCUAUAAACCUUGCCUGCCAGAGCUGUCUGUCCAGGGUGAUGGCCCCGUUUCUGGAUUGGUAGAGGAGGAACAGCCUGGAAGCCCCCGUGGUGACAGCCACAGGGUCAGGAGACACUGGCUGCAGACUAACCAGCCCUUACUGAGGAUGUUUCUGAGCUACUGCAGCUUGCACGGAUCCCACGGUGGAGGAUUGGCUUCUGUACGCAUGGAGCUCAUACUGCUGCUCCAAGAGUCUCACCAGGAUGACUCCACCCAGUCAGUGGCGACAUCCAGUCCUCAGCCCACAUCCAUCCCUCUCCUGAUGGCUUGUACAGCCAACGUUAAGACGGUGGUGGCCAAUCCCAUCAUCUACCUGACCAACCUGACUCAUGACAUCCUGCAGACCAUCACUGCACUCGACUCCCCUCCACACCCUGAUGUUGUUAACAACGAGAUCUAUGUGAUGCACACCUUGGCUGCCUCCUUAUCAGCCUGUAUAUAUCAGUGUCUGUGUGACGGACAAACCUACAGCCAUGUGAACCAUUUCACGGGGACUGUGUAUCAGAGUGUUUUGCUGUCUCAGAAGCAGCCGCUCAGAACUGUCAGCAUGGAUGAGUCUGUACAGCCCAACACUUCUCCUGCACAGUGGCCAGGUAUCGCCUCUCUCAUUCGUCUGUUGAGCUCAGCAGGUGAGGAGAGCCAGCCGGGCUUAGCUGUGCUGCUCUGCGAGAUCCUGACUGCCGUCUUCCUCAGUCUGUUUGUUCACGGCAUGGCCACUCACUCCAGCAACGAGCUGUUUCGCAUCGUGGCCCACCCCCUGAACAGCAAGCUGUGGGUGACAGUGUUCGGAGGAGGCGCCCGGACCCCUGUCAUCGAGAAACCCUGCAGCCCAGCAAGAACACCCCCACCAGCCUCACCAAGUGGCUCAGAGAAGAAGUCCAGACGAUUCAGGCUUCUGUCGUCACGCAGUGGCUCCAAAGAAGAAUCGGGGAUGGACCGUGAGGCACCAGCAAGUCCAAGGCACUGCCCUAUUGUGGAACAGGAAGCUGCCUCUAUCUUUAAAGAACGAUUUGUCCCUCCAGAGCUCAGCAUCUGGGAUUAUUUUAUCGCCAAGCCUUUGUUGCCACCAUCAGAAAACAGAAUUGAAUAUGACUCUGAGGACAGCCAGGGUAGCAAUGACGAGGAGGAGGAUGACGACGACGACGACUACGGAGAUGUGUUUGACCCCAACUCUCCACAAAGAGAGCAUUCAAACCACAACUCAUACAGUUGGUGUUUGAUGCGUCUGGCCAUGGUUCAGCUGGUGUUGGUCAACCUCAAAUCCUUUUACCCAAUGGCAGGAUAUGAUCUAUUAGACCUGCCUGUGGGCUCUCCUCUGUGUCACGCUGUGCUAAAGACGCUGCAGCGCUGGGAGCAAGUGCUGCAGAAACGGCUCGAGAUCUUCGGCGGCCCUCCUUCCAAAUACAUUUCCACCCACCUCCACGAUGAAGCUGCCACACCUGGCCCCGCCCUGCUCAGACACAAAGCCCUGUUUGAACCAACGAAUACCCCAUUCAGGUCAAGCCACCACUCGGCGCUGCCAGUCAAACGUUUAUGGCAGUUUUUGGUCAAGCAGGAAGAAGUGCAAGAGACCUUCAUUAGAAACAUCUUCACUAAGAAACCAGGCACGAAUCAGUCGGUUGAGGACCAGACUGACAAUAUGAAAUGUUCAGGGAUGGACGAGACAGGAAGCAAUCAGACUGAGUCAGAUCUGGGCAGCCCUGGAGGGAAAGCACGCAUCAUCCACAAGGAAUCUGACAUCAUCACAGCCUUUGCCAUCAACAAGGCAAACCGUAAUUGUUUAGUCAUGGCCUCCACCCAUGACAUUCAGGAGUUGGAUGUGUCAUCCAUCUUGGCCACGCAGAUCUUGACAUGGAUCGAUGAUGAUGAGGCUGAGACCAAAGGCGUUGGUGGAGACGACUUCCUGGUGGUCCAUGCACGAGAUGACUUUGCCAGCCUCCACGGCACCACACCGUACACCCACAGCAGCCCCGGCACACCCAUCAACGUGCCGUGGCUCGGAGGCCUGCAGACCGGCAGGGGGGCAGCCGUGAUGAUCAAGAGAAAUAUCAACAAUGUUAGAAGAAUGACCUCCCAUCCCACACUGCCGUACUACCUGACAGGAGCUCAGGAUGGUAGCGUGAGGAUGUUUGAGUGGGGCCACUCCCAGCAGAUCAUCUGCUUCAGAAGUCCGGGCAACUCCAGAGUCACCAGGAUACGAUUCAACCACCAAGGGAACAAGUUCGGUAUCGUGGAUGCUGACGGGGGUUUGAGUCUCUGGCAGACCAACACAAGCGGGAACACGCCCAAACCAUACCUGACUUUGCAGUGCCACAACAAGACAGCUCACGACUUUGUCUUCGUGGGCUCUUCCUCCCUCAUCGCCACCGCCGGCCUUUCAACAGACAACAGGAACGUGUGUCUGUGGGACACUCUGGUGACUCCUGCCAACAGCCUCGUGCACGCGUUCUGCUGCCACGAGUCUGGUGCCACCGUGCUCUCCAUGGCCCCGAGGCAGCAGCUGCUUAUCACAGGUGGGAGGAAGGGCUGGAUCAGCGUCUUGGAGCUUCCCCACAGGCACCAGCGGCAGAGCUUCCAGGCCCACGACUCGCCGGUUAAGGCGCUGGCCGUCGAUCCGACCGAGGACUGCUUUAUCAGCGGAUCGGCCGAGGGAAACAUUAAGGUCUGGAGUCUGGCCACGCAGUGUGCCCUCUACACCUUCACCAACGAACACGCCCGCCAGUCGCUGUUCAGGAACCUGGGCACGGGCGUGAUGCAGCUGGAGGUGGGACCGGCCAACCACAUCUUCUCCUGCGGCGCCGACGGGACCAUGAAGAUGAGGAUCCUCCCCAACCGCUUCAGCGUCGUGAACAACAACCACGGCAACCUCAAGAACGAAGUCAAGUUCUUCAUAUAGACGGAAGAGCAGUUUUAAGUCGACAAUGUGAAGGGCUUUUUAGGAUCGAGCAAAGUUCCCGACAGCCGGUGUGGAAAACACCACGAACCGCCGCCGUGAGCAACAGAGCAAUGAUGUCAAAUUUGAAGAACGUCCUUAAUGACAAAACGGGUGAAACAUUCAUAGGAUUUACAGACUUUCACUGAGCGACAGAUCCUCUGUGGUCUGUGCCACCCAGAAACGUGGCUUUAAAGCCGAGGAGCUUCUACAAGUGUUUUAAACGGUCGAGGAAGCUAAAGUGAGCACAGGGUAACGAGUGAGAGCACGUUCAAUCAGAAUGAACUGAAAACAGACAAAACACCCAGCUGGAGAUUCUCCACAACAAACUGCCAUCUCAGUUUCCACUGAACAGCACACGGAGAGCCUCGGUUUGGUUUCCUUUUUUUUUUGCACAGGGAGUGAAUCGGUAGACGGAGCGAGAUGUGAAGUCUGAAGCUGCAGCGUUACAGUAUCGCCUCCUCUUUAGCUCGCAUUAGUAAAUCACGGCGACAGUGGGAGCUCUGGUGGAGUCGCUGCUGGAGCGUUCAGGUGAUGCAGCAGACUGUACGCAGCGAGUCGUACGGGGACAAUAAGAGAUCCCUUCAGGGGGUUCAGAGUCAACACAGGACUGUUGAAGCCGCUCAGCACAACGCAGCAGGAGCAGCGGACAUCGUACAAAGCACAUUAUAUCCGGCCACAAGGAUUCCCGCCGCAUCCCGGUGCUCCACGCAAACAGACGAGCAGCAGGCGCCGGUCACGAUCAAACCACACUUUGGGAUUCAUCAGAUUCAGGCGGUUUCAUGUCACUGUUGUUGUGUCACACUUUGGUUUUUUUAGGCUUGAACUUGAAAUGAACACAGGAAGUGGAUUUUAUUUCGGUGGAAACGAACACAUAUCGAGUACAUUUCAAGCAACAGUUUGACAUUUCGAGAAAUGUGCUCGUUUCAGAUGUCGGGUUGAAGAGCGACACCGCUCGCCUGUAGGGGGCCACGGCGAGCAGCUUAGAUUAAAGCUUCAAAUACCUCUACUGGACAAGCUAAAACGCUAGCUCUAGUUUGAUCCGUGUAAUUAAUGAUAGCAUUCAUUGGCUCUGCAGCAGCUUUGUCCUGAAACUUCUACACAAACAAUACAGAGCUGCUCCAUGUUUAGUUUCUGCUCUGUGCUAAGCUAACAGGCCGUUCAUCAAACUCUCCGUCUGAACAUUUCCCAAAAUGUCGAACUGUUCCUCAAACCGAGCGAGUAGAAGCUUAACCCGUGGACUGCCCGGCUGCACCAGUACUUUCUGUAUUUGCACAUAAAAACUAAGCUAAAUUCUAAGUAGUUCUAUAACCACACGAAGCAGGAUAACAGUAGAGCAGUCCAAGUCUUUGGUGAUAAGGUCAUAAUGUGUAGUUUUGUUUAUCCUGGCCUAGAUUUAACCAGUAGUAGUAUUAUUAUGAUAAAUAAGUGUCCUUAAUCACUGAAUACGACUUCUGCCGCCUGGCACAAGUACGCUGGGUCCUGCUAAUAUUGAUUAUCGUUGAUAUUCAGUUGCACAGAGUAGCUUUAAUUUAAGGCCCCUGUUGGUAUGGGACACUAUGAGUAAUACCUUUUUUUGUUGAAUAUUAUGCUUAAGAUCAUGUAGCAGGAAACGUUUGCUGUUGACAAUGGAAAAAGGGGGCGUCGGGAGGGAGGGAGGGUGGACGGGGACGUUUUAAUGGGAACUCUGUUUGAAAAAUGUUUUAUUCCGAUAACAGCGCGCUUCCCUUCCACCGACUCUCUCGCACGGACCACGAUCGACAACUGCCUUGGAAGCAAUAUCGUUUGUAAUAAUUAUCUUAAUUUUAUUCGCAGACUUGCUUUAACUUCAGUUUUUUUUAUUUUCUUUUUAUAUCAUUGAAACGCAGCACAUCGCCUUCAGUCGGAAUACGUGAGCUAGGCUGGUGUUUAAUAAGACGCGUCUUCCACUUGAAUAAGGAAGGAGUUCAUGCAAACUGUCCCAUAGCAGAGUAGAACCCGUGAAGCUAGAUAUCCAGAGAACCUCGUGUGCUGCUGUAGGGAAACAAGCAGGUUUACUGUGUUGUAUAUAUACAUAGAUCCAUUCAAUAGGCUCCUCAUCAUACCUGCAUAAUCACAGCAACUAGACGAACGGCGGGUAAAAGCCGCUUUAUGAAGAAUAUCUGUACAAACAGCUAUAUUUAUGAAUCAUGUGUAGGAUUAUAGAUUGAUUGAUCAAAAGGCAGAUGUAAUCUUAUUUCUAAUUAUUUUUCUUUCUCUUUAAGUUUUUAUUUUUCUAUUUUUUGCUCGUGUGAGCUGCUGUUUUUUUCUUUUCUUUUUCUCCCCACGAAUCAAAGUGGUUGUUAAAUCCUGUUUACUCCUGCAGCAACUGGAGAAUAAAGAUCUGUUUUAUCGAAAGCCAAACCGUAUGUACUCCUAAAGACACUGGAGAAUAAACUUACUUUUUAUCAAAUAACUGCUUGCUUUCCUUUAAAGCCUCGCAUCGCAGCAGAUCAGCGAGCCGAGUCGAGCCGAGUAGAUGGCACGAAGUCACUCGGCUCGACGAUAAGAAGCCGAAUCAUCGCUUCUUCUUUUCUUUUCUUUUUUCUUUUUUCUCCUCCUCCCCCCUUCUUCAAUCUUGCAAAUGUGAAUUUAAGCAGAUAAUUCUAAUUUUAUAAUGAAGAUAUUGUGUAAAUCGAUGUAUUAUACUCAGAAAAUGUACUGAUGUAAUAAAAAGAGUUAUGUAACAUGA
Molecule: messenger RNA, 12429 nt
Organism: Stegastes partitus (bicolor damselfish)
Lineage: Eukaryota; Metazoa; Chordata; Actinopteri; Pomacentridae
Gene: dmxl1
Product: Dmx like 1
Exons: 51
Coding region: 342-9683 (3113 amino acids)
Biological process (GO): vacuolar acidification
Cellular component (GO): RAVE complex
Molecular function (GO): protein binding
Source: RefSeq, a predicted model, not a curated record